This is a messenger RNA of Spirometra erinaceieuropaei, 4531 nucleotides long. Lineage: Eukaryota; Metazoa; Platyhelminthes; Cestoda; Diphyllobothriidea; Diphyllobothriidae. The record is from the annotation of a GenBank genome assembly.
AUGUCCGUGCUCUGCCUUAAACGACGUUACGGCAAGGUAGCCCGCCUUGCGAUGCCCAAUGUUAAAAAACGCAUCACAGCCCACGCGCCUGCGCAGUCGCUGAUUUACCAAAGUUAAUGUAAACGUACUUUCGAGUUGAAGCCAGGACGCAAACGUAUUUGCGGCUGGAAAACCCAAAUGUCUCGGCCUCAGGGCUGCCGGCGAUGAAUUUGUGGGAAUUAACUGGCUUAAAAUGGUAGCCAGUUUCCUAAACUUGGUCAUCGCAAACAGAAACACCAGUUACCUCACUAAACCGUGAGAUGGCCUCAUACAAAUCCCUAAACGAAGGAAAUUUUUGUCCAUAGUGAAGUCUUUGGAAAGCCUCAACAGCAACGUCGCCUGCCGCCAUUGCUCCUAUAACGUGCUGUGACCUUGACAAAUUCAAAUACCCGCGCAUAGAAAGCCUGCCCAAUCAGCUGACGGGCUCCCACCAAUCAUCGGCAAGGCACAAGGCCAAUCAGCUGACUGACUCCACCAAUCAGAAAACCGAAAUGAGAACCAAUAAGGGCAGGUGACGUGCAGGUGACGUUCCGCGACGUCGUUGAGCAGUUCAUCGCGUUUGCUGGCUGUUCUGGAUGGUGAUUAGUUACUUUUAGCCUUUUCUCCGCUUCUCUUUUGUUUUGUUCGAAUCGUUCCCCUAGCAGCCGAAAACUACGUUUCUUAGAUGGCAGCACGCUGCAGUGUCCAGCUUUUCCUUAUGUGAACACGAUUGUCUUAGAACAGUCAGAGCUACUUAAGCCGCUGCAGCCCCGUAAAGUCCCACCCUUUUAGCCUUUUCUCCGCUUCUCUUUUGUUUUGUUCGAAUCGUUCCCCUAGCAACCGAAAACUACGUUUCUUAGAUGGCAGCACGCUGCAGUGUCCAGCUUUUCGUUAUGUGAACACGAUUGUCUUAGCACAGUCAGAGCUACUUAAGCCGCUGCAGCCCCGUAAAGUCCCACCCUUCAUUUUAGGAGCAUUCCGCCAGAUCGUAACCCUAGGGAUUUAAUAGCUUGCUCGAUAAGGGGUGUCCGGCAUAGCGGGUGAGAUAGGGAUUUAAUAGCUUGCUCGAUAAGGGGUGUCCGGCAUAGCGGGUGAGAUAUAUUACACCCGUGAGAUGGUGCGUGAGUUCGAGGCUGUUCGCACCGGUCCGCAACCGCGCUUUCCGUGGCUGACAACAGCAACAAAAUGUUGUCGGGGCUGAAGGUUUGGACAACUAACCGAUGACAGUUUUAUGUCACGUACUUAUUUUUAGAAGAACUGGUCAUGAUAACCGUUCGCGUUGUUUACUUAUUUUUUUAACCCAAACUUCGAAGUAGAGGCCGUUCACACGAAAAACUGCUUCUAAUUAACAGAAGCUCUUAAGGGCUGCCGUGGUUACUCGAAACAACACAACUUUCGCGAUGAACUGUUUUGUCUUCAACACAAAAUGCGGCCAAGCUAUUCAGAAAGGCCGCACCCUUCUAUUAGUUGCGUUUUGUGGUAUUUUCAGACAAUGAAACGAGAAGGGGUUGCUACCGAUGUCCAAGUUACCCCUCCUUUUUAUAGACAAGGGCAUUCUUUUCAAGCGCAUGCUGAUAGUCUUAUUAAAAAAUGAUGAAGGCCUCUUAUAUUGCACAAAUUUGCCGUAAUGUAAAUCUUCUCUAUCAAGAAACGAACAAAAGAGUUCCAUACAUUUUCUGAUUAUAUCGAAUUUAGUGAGCACCAAAAAGAGUAUUCUACGAGUUGAUCCUCCCCUCUUUAUCGUGGAGCGAGUCCAACUGGAGUUUCCGGAUACCGUAUGCAAAACGUCACAAAAGUAGUUCUGGCUCACAUUUGUCCGCUAUACUGUUUGUGAAUGUGUUGCCUGCUUACUGGCCGGGCAAAACCUCCUACUUAAAGGCUAAAGACUCUUGAUUUUACGUAAUAAAUCUCAAAGCCGACGCUGUAUACCAGCCCUGUGUAUACCAGCUCAUCUGUGUAGAACCUAUCGCAGGCCGAAAAUCCUAGUAUAAUCCGUCGACAGGGGUUUUAUUAUCGCAAUUACCCAGGCACCGUGUUUCUUUCAUCUAAACCAGGGAUGUGAACUGACUAGGCAUCCACUUGAGCGAAAAGAUAGAUAAGGCGUACGGAUCAGGCUUAACUGCACAAUUUUUAAAGUUCACUAAACUUAUUGGGAAUGUCCGAUAAGUCCGGUCUCACAAACGCUGUUCAGUUAAUUUUGAAACUCAUUCGUCCCAUCCGUCAAAUUCAUUUUUUUCUUUAUUUAUGAUGUACAUUUUUCCAGUGUAUUAGGACAUUAUUGAAUCCUACCUGAACUUGCGCCUCCUCGCUGACUGCCUGGAUGCCAGGGAUAAGGAAAAACCUGCAUGUGGUAAGAAAAACUUAUGCUUCGCGCUUCUUAAUUUCACGGCAUUUUACGAAGUUCUGUAGCAAAUAGAUGUGCGCAAUUCCGCACGAUUUCUGAGCCACACUACGAGUGGACGCUUUCAAAGGUGGCCGUGUAUAUCAGUAGUAACUUUUUAUUGCGUUCAUCUGCUGCGUUCUUCUAAGAAAUCGUUUGCCUUUAGACAUAUACUUCUCGGUUAGCAUUUAGCUUUCUGCAACCAUCUGCCACGGACAUAUCUUGGAAGCGUCCCGCUAUCCCAAUAGUGUUGAAGUUUUCGGCAGAAGUUCACGAGUUCACUGUUAGGGUUGCAGAUGAUUGGAAAUGAAACUGGAUUGGCUCAUGUAGGACUCUUUUUUGACGGAUAUAAUGACUGCUUACUUAUAACGCAUCUGAUAUUGGGCAGUCUUAGACAGGUUAACUUUUAAACGUAUGGUUUGGCGUUGACAUGCAGGUAGCAGUUCUCGUCCUUUCCUCAUAGUCAUUCCUUUCUGUCAUCAGAGAUCACUAGUACAGGUGAGGACAUGUGGAAAUAAUUUCUGCCCGCCACUGCAUAUUUUAGUGCGUACAGAUAUGGAGCGUUUUUAUGUCACUUUGUGUGUUUGCAGCCAUCUGCUAUCACCUACGCAUGUGUCCAAUUUCCCGCCCUUUAUGAGGGUGAAUUUACAGCUUCCGAGUCGUCGAAGACUUCGGACUUCAGUUUAAAGACUUGUUCGCCAGUCAGUCCGACACUGUUACAAUUAAUUGUUAAUUUUUCCUGCAUGGCCGACUUUAAAAAUUCCCCAAUCACCCUCACGUUUGCGGUUCCCAUUUUGCCUUUUGGAGACUAAGACAAAGGAAGCUGCUCUGUAAUUUAUAGGACCGUCACAAGGAAUACUUGUCGUCAUGGUAGGAUUUAAAUCUGUCACAAUGUCAGACUUUUUGUGUUUCUUUCUUAAGCCUGCGGAAUUCAGGACCACUUUUAUUGCGGCCUAUCAGAACAACUCGCAUGACACUAUUUCAUUCAGGCGGUCCUUUAUCCUUUCUUGAAGGGUCCUCUUUGGUCAGCGUGCCCCCAGCCUCGUCACCCCUCUACGAACCCUUCCAUCAGCUCCUCGAUUUGACCCGGGGUAAGUCUUCUUCUUUGUUCUCUCCGAAUUUUCAGCUGGCUCGGAUGGUAUCAACUGCCUGCCUCGGAGACGCCGUUUCGAUGCUUCAAUGUCACCUAUGGGCUACUUGACAGAACGACUACGGGUCCUGUGUAGGAGAUGGUCUCUUUCUCUCUCGCCUGCCAUGGCUAUGUCAUUCACGCCGAACUACACCACAAACCACCAUUGGGGUAGGGAAUGCAUUUUGACUCGCUUGCCCUACUGCUAACUGCAGUUUUCCUAAUGUAAUUUAUUUGCCGCCUUCUUUACAAUAAAGGUGGUUUGACUUGAAGUUGCUUAUGUAGGGUGUGAUAGAAACGGAACCUUCAGGGGAUUGUGAUUGUGAUCAUGAAGUCCACUACCUAAAAUGUGUAAGAGCUGUGUACCUGUGUGGCAGUACCUAAUCCCGACACGAACGGUUACCGCCGAAAUCUCAUUACUUACAUUUGGAAGUCGAUCUGGAGCAGUUUUAUGACGACGUUUUGAUCGCCUACAUGAGAUAACUUUACCGCCAAACUCGUGACACAGAAUCAAGCUUCGUUCAUUGAAAUACGAGCCCUUUUAAGGCGUCGCAUAGCGUCCUCUGGUCGUGAACGUCAGCAAGCGCCACACAGACUGUCUGACCUGACCAUAUCUGCCAUUCUCGACUCUUUCAGAAGUAUUAUACCCUUUAGGCCUAGAAUUUUAAGCUGCGCACAUGAAGACGAACGUAUAUUUCCUAGUGGUUUUUUUCGGCAGUCCGUGUUGGGUUGGACAUCAGGUUGUGAACUCCUGUUUGUACGCGCACAUCAACAAAGCAACCGUUAUUUGCAAGUACUAAUCAUAGAGAAAUAAGAAAAGCGAGUGGCCGAGAGAACUGUAAUUUAAAGUCGGAACGGCAGAUUUUAAAAGCCUGAUGUUCUGUCGUGGAGUCACCCGUCUGCGUUCUGCCUGACGCAGUCAGGGAUAUUGUCUUUUUCGGCCCCGGCGACUUCUUUGCACCUAUUUUUAUUUCGCCGUCACUCUAGGCCGGAGACCCUGCUGA